Equus quagga is the source of this 549-nucleotide messenger RNA. RefSeq names its product ferritin heavy chain-like. Gene Ontology annotation, biological process: intracellular iron ion homeostasis; iron ion transport. Gene Ontology annotation, molecular function: ferrous iron binding; ferric iron binding. Lineage: Eukaryota; Metazoa; Chordata; Mammalia; Perissodactyla; Equidae. Gene Ontology annotation, cellular component: cytoplasm. The record is from RefSeq and is a predicted model, not a curated record. The coding region runs from base 1 to 549 and encodes 182 amino acids. The transcript has a single exon.
AUGGCGAACCCGCCGCCCUUGCGAGUGCGCCAAAACUACCACCAUGACAGCGAGGCCGCCGUCAACAUCCAGAUCAACCUGGAGCUCCACGCCUCGUACGUGUACCUGUCGAUGGCCUACUACUUCAACAAGGACGACGUGGCCCUGAAGCACUUCUUCCAGCUGUUCCUGAAGCUGUCGCGCCGGGAGAGGGAGCGCGCUGAGAGGCUGAUGCAGCUGCAGAACCAACGUGGAGGCCUCAUCCGCUUUCGCGACAUCAAGCAGCCAGACCGCGACGACUGGGAGAGCGGCCUGAAGGCCGUGGAGUGUGCCCUCCACCUGGAGAAGAGCAUCAACCAGAGCCUGCUCGAUCUGUACCAGCUGGCCACCAACAGGAACGAUGCCCAUCUCUGCCACUUCCUGAAGAGUCACUGCCUUAAGGAGCAAGUCAAGUCCAUCCAAGAGUUGGGGGACCAUCUCACCAGCCUGCGCAAGGUGGGGGUCCCAGAAGACGGCCUGGCAGAGUACCUCUUCGACAAGCUCUCCCUUGGGGACAGUGACAAGAACUGA